UCGUGUAUUCGGGCCAAUAGUAAUCGUGCGGUGCCUUUGAGAACACGGUACGGUCUCUCUCUCGUUGGUCUUGCCUCUCGUGGUGCGCUUCUCACACGUCACACACGUCGGAAAACGAGGAAGGGCGAAACAACGACGACGACUACGACGAUUACGACGACUACGACGACGACGACGACGAAGAGAAGGAGGAGAAGGACGAAAGUUACGUCGAAAGGAAAUCACGUCGGUGAGGAAAUCCAAAGGAAAAGUCGGAGAUCACUAGUCGGAAAGAGGAGCGAACGCAAAAGGAUUCGUGGGCGAUUCGCGUUCUCGUCUGUCGCGCCUCUGUUUCCGUGCCGUCGUGUUCGAAAGCCGCGGAGAAGCUGCAACUCUUUUUCGGUACCAGGAUUCCGCAGCGGGAGCCGCGCAAGACGAGCCAUCAUCAACAACAGCAGCAGCAACCAACGAGGGAAAAACGCCCCGAGUGAGAGGUAGAUCCACCGGGACACGGUGGACAGGAUCAUCGUUGUCGAAGUCGUCCGAACAGGACGGUCCGGAGCGGGCAUUUACCGCGGCAUUUUCAUCGUGGGCGAGCAACAGCGAAGCGGAGAUACGUCGUCGCCGCCAUGCCGGCAGGUAUUGGCGCUUCGUACAGGUCGUUAGGCGACUUGGGCGAAGACGUGUACAAAAGUACGACGAUCGUCGACCAAACGCAGACCACCGGGCAGAGCGUCCUCGAGAGUGUCAAGAAGGCUUUCAGUUUCGCCUCGCCCAAGGUCGAACUGAGGAAAAAGGACCCGCUGAUCGUGGACCGCCGUGAGAGCGUCUCGAUCGUCUCAAGGGAAAGAAACAGGAUGCCGACCGCAGCCACGCCCGAGAAAUCUGCUCUGUUGGGCACGAUGCCCUCAGAUAGUAUGGACGACAUCGAACUGAAAAAUAUUCAGCUUCAAUUUCCUCCGCUAAGAUGUUUAUCGAGAGAUGACAGUUCCGUGCGAGAGGAAAGGAUUGAAACUGACAAGGGGAGUCUGUUGGUGGCUGUACAAGGGAACCGAGCAAAACCUGCCAUUCUCACUUAUCACGACUUAGGCCUUAACUAUAUAUCGAGCUUCCAGGCGUUCUUCAAUUACAUCGACAUGAGAGUUUUACUCGAAAACUUCUGCGUUUAUCAUGUGAAUGCACCGGGUCAAGAAGAAGGUGCACCCACGCUGCCUGAGGACUACGUCUAUCCGUCCAUGGAUGAGCUGGCUGAACAGCUACUCUUCGUACUGGGCUAUUUUGGCCUGAAAUCCGUAAUCGGUUUUGGAGUCGGUGCCGGGGCCAACAUACUAGCGAGAUUCGCACUUGCUCACCCCGAGAAGGUUAAUGCACUGUGCUUGAUAAACUGCGUGUCGACGCAGGCAGGUUGGAUCGAAUGGGGCUACCAGAAGCUGAAUGUUCGUCACCUGAGGUCACAGGGCAUGACUCAGGGCGUAUUGGACUAUUUGAUGUGGCAUCACUUUGGCAGGGGCACAGAGGAGAGGAACCACGACCUUGUUCAAGUGUACAAGAACUACUUUGAGCGCCGCGUGAAUCCAACAAAUCUAGCACUGCUAAUCGACAGUUACGUCCGUCGUACGGAUCUGAACAUCACGAGGGAAUUAGAUCCAACGCGUAAGAAGGAAGGCCUUACGCUCGGUGUACCUGUAAUGAAUAUCACCGGAGCUUUGAGUCCGCACGUCGACGACACUGUCACGUUAAACGGACGAUUAGAUCCGAUGAAUAGCUCUUGGAUGAAGAUUUCCGAUUGCGGAAUGGUACUGGAGGAGCAACCGGGCAAAGUAAGCGAGGCCUUCCGACUAUUUCUGCAGGGCGAAGGAUAUGUGGUGAGAUCCCCGCGGAAGCCCGUGACGCCGACAACACCCGAAGUGGCACCGCUAUCACCACUAAAAAUGGCUGACUACAGGCUGGCUUCCCUCGAAGGACUGAAUCACGUAUGCAGUAAGAAAAUCGACUGGCCCACCGCCACUAUACACAUCACCGAGAAUCCCAUAUCGGAGGCAGUCGUUUGUUAAAUUCCUCUCGAGAAAUCUCGCAAUUUGCCAUCGUUUGUUUUUUCGUACGACAAAGCAUGCAAGAAUUUAAAAGAAAAAGAAGAAAAAAAAAAGAAAGAAGGAAGAAACAAAACCACGCAAAUUGAUUUCUUUUCUUUUUUUUUCUUUUUCUUUUUUUUUUUUUUAACGAUCGACGUGGUUCUAAUUUCUAAUUUUCGUUUGUCAAACUAACAUCGAUUAUUCGAUAUUGUUAGUUUUAAGCGUAUUUCUAGUUUGAUUUGAUUUGUUUUAAGUUUGCUCUGCGUCCAUUUUAUUUAUAAUAAUGUUAAGAUAUUUACGAAUAUUUCCGAUGGUACAAGACAUUUUGUAGCGAUCAUCAUGCACGUUUCUUUUGUUUAUUAUGUAUUAGCGAUAGAACAAGUUAGUCGAUAAUCUCUAUUUUAAAUGCAACAAGAAUUUUAUCGUUACUACCGUUAUUACACACCGUUGGCACUGGUUAUCGUUUAUGAGAUUUUUAAACGUUCGGUAUAAUUCGGAAUUAAAUGGCGGAUUCACUUAAAAAAAAAAGAAAAAAAGAAAAAAAAGAAAAAUAAGAGAACAAACAUUUUUCGCGAACACACACACAACGUGACGAUUUUUACUGUUGUAAUCAUACGAGAUCUUUGUUCAGCGGAACAACGUGUAUUUUUUUAAAGUUUCAACGAAUGUAAAACCGGCCGUUUUACCGACGGUCGUUUUUAAUAAGACGGAUUUGAAAUUAGGAAUAUGGCGCAUCGAAAUCCAACAACCAUUGCAUUCAUCUACUCGCAAUUACGAUUCUCGUACAACGUCAGAAACAACGAAAUCAUGAUUUUAUUUAACUGCGACUUUUACGAGGAAGCAGAAUGAAAAGAGAACAAAAAGAAAAGAGAGAGAAAAAUAUAAGGAAGCAAAUAUUACAAUGAUGAACCAAGCAAAAGAAGAUCAAGGUAUUCAUUAAAACGCGCGUGAAAGAAGGAAAAGGUUACGUAUAUACGUAUCGUUUAAUGAUGGAACGAUUACGAUCGAUGAUUCUAAAAAUACUAAUAAUUAUUCAAAACUAUGUGCAAACAAAAAAAAAAAAAAAAUCGAAUCGCAUUUAAAAACGAACAUGUGUGGUAGCACUGCAUCGUAGAAAAACGCGCACUGUUGCUUUUCGUGUUCAUAAGGAGAGGUGAGAAAAAAAUGACUGGUAGGUGCAGAAUCAAGGGAGUCAAGUUCGUGGAAAGAGCAUUACGCGCAAUUUCAGCAGAAGCUCUCGAGUUUAUCCAGAGGGACCGACAGAUAGCAAAAUGCGUGAUGUCUUUUUAUAAAUUUGAACCCGUCCAGCCGCGCCUACUGAAAAGUUUUCGCAAAUUGCGAGUAUGUAUCGUCGAGUCUCGUCGUCGCUUGUGUGCAUCCUAAUCGAACACGACGAGCUGGCUUUAUUACUCGCGACAAAUCGACGCUAUUCGAUCGAUAAGACACGUUACACGAUCACGAGCAGACUCGAAUGUGUCGCUGACACGAACGCGCGAGGUAACAAAGGUAGGUAUAUUGACAGAUUAGACAAGCGCCGAAAUAUCUUCGAUUACGUCGCUUGUUCGUCGCCCACCGAAUGCUUUCCAUGUGUUGGAUAGCCAAAAAAAAAAAAAAAAGAAAAAAGAAAAAAAAGAAAAAAAACAAAGCCUAAAGCAAUUGGUCGCGUCGAGUGAUCAUCCGUGUUCUCUCGAUAAGAAUUCUCGUAGGCCUGCACGUGUGAUAUGUGCUUCGUGUUAAAACAGGGAAACCCCGUCCGAGGAUAUUCGCGCGUUAAAACGUCCUCGAACGGCAAAAUCCCAUGGAUAUAAGUAACGUUUCACUUGCCCGGCAGCGGAAGGAACGUUCGUUCAUUUGUUUGCGCUCGCGCACCGUUCGCACCCUUUCCUUAGUUUCAAGCGUUUAGGGAAUACAUUAGGAGGGAGGAUGUGUGCAUGUAUGCAAGUGUGUGCACGUGAAACCAGAGAAAAAGAGGAAACGAACGUACGAGAGCAUGCGUCCGCGUGAUACACAUAGGAACGAGGAUACAUAAUCGUUUGAAAAAGAAAAAAAGAAAAAUAAAGAACGCAAAAAAAUUAAAAACAAAAAAAAAAGAAAGGAGUAUCUGGUUCGGUACCUCAAUACGGUUCUACCAGGCUUCUUAAAGCCUUUAGCGUGAUAUGAUAAGACGUGCCUGCUACAUGAUGUCGUACGUAGCUUUCGAAAGUUUCAACGCCUUUAGUUUUGUAACACAUAUUACGAUUCCCGUACGUCCCGGAUUUUCCCCAAUUUUCGCGCGUCCUUUUAGAACGAGAGCAAUACGCUACAUUCAUGGUAAUAAUCGCCACUGGAAAUUCCACUGAACUCUCUGGUUAGAGCAGACGCUUGACAUUUUUUACAUACCUUACACUUCAAACGAGUGAAACUUAUGCCAAAUCGUUUCAUGAAUUUCCUUAAUAAGUUGUAGGAAAAUUAUCUUUGUCUACAGAGAACUGUACAAAAAUGAGACGAGAAAAAUGAAGAAUGACAGAAUUUCUUUGAAACUCCAAAGUCCUAAUUUUUGUAGUACGGCAUUUACGACCAUCAAUGGCGUGUACUGUGCACGUCGAGAGGAUACGGUUUCUCGAUCGACGAAGAAAAUAACAGAAAGACACAAUAACCGUAUUUCAGUCAGGAAAAUCACAAACGAAGGAGAUGCGCGAAAACACGACGAAAGUCGAAACGAUGGACGUAUCGAGGGACAAAAGGUUUAAUCGUUUCGUGUAAAAGAGAGUUUAUAAAUAAAAGAACGAGUAUAUUCUAGAUGUAUACCUAUGGCGCGUUAUUUAGGCUGGCGAAUUGAAGACAGAUCAGUAGUUAAACAGCUUAGUAUUAGAACUUUGAGGCUCGAUUCUUCGAGAGGAUUGAGAAAAUCCAAAAAAAAAAAAAGGUAUGCACGCAUUAAUCAUUGCUAAAAAAAAAAAAAAAAGAAAAACGCGAGCGCUAUAAAAAAUUACUGUAGCUUCUAAGGACCACCGGACACAUUACCAUUAAUCCCUUCGUUUCCACGUCGCUCUUGGAGCUGCAUUAUAGAAACAUUCAAGAAAGGAUUAGAUCCAUUAAAAACGUUCGAGUCCCACAACAACGUUUUCCCAUUAAUUGUAUUUGAUUGAACAUAUCGUGGAAAAGUGUGAUAUCACUGCGCAUUGUACAACCGUUCAACGAGAUCUAAUCUUAAUGUUUGAUCUUUCAUUGAAAAUGUUCACGAGACGCAUAUCAUUAGUACGAAUUAAUUUACGAAUUAUAUUAUAUUCGUUAUGAUCAAAUGGGAAAAA
Molecule: messenger RNA, 5341 nt
Organism: Frieseomelitta varia
Lineage: Eukaryota; Metazoa; Arthropoda; Insecta; Hymenoptera; Apidae
Gene: MESK2
Product: protein NDRG3
Exons: 10
Coding region: 609-2033 (474 amino acids)
Biological process (GO): signal transduction
Cellular component (GO): cytoplasm
Source: RefSeq, a predicted model, not a curated record